AUGGAGCUUAAUGAAAGAAUGCUAUUUAUCGCAUUUUUCUUAAGCUGACCUAUCUGAAGCUACUUCGUUUAUGAAGAAACUGUUCCAACUUUUCGAGGCUGCCCUGCUUUAGACCCCAAUAGCCAUAUCAAAAUAUUGAAAAAUAGCACCUUUUACUACAAAAAUGCUCAAAAGUCAGAGGAAUUUAUUAAAAUCUUAUUUGAUCCAAAGCAAAUUAGGAGCCUGCUUGUUCCAUAUAUCAUCCCUGAAGAGAUGGAAAGAUUCAAAAAUAAGCCAGAUGACAUUCAAGUUUUUUAUCCUUCUGCUAUAUGGCUAGAAGAAAAAAAUACAUUUUUUGCAGUUGUAAGGGUUAGUAUUUUUAAUUCUUAUAGUUUUCUUUAUGCUACAUUUUUUGAUUCUGAGUGAAAUGAAGUUAGGAAAAAUGAAACAAUAGGAAAUAUCACAGUCCCAGGAAUUAUUGAAAUCGAAAAAAUGUGAAAAGAGCACAGCUCAGGGCCUGAGGACCCAAGAAUUUUUAGAGCGCUGAAAGGUGAGCUAUUUAUGACUUUUAAUUUGCUGAUGAAGGAUAAAAAAAGGCUGAUGCAUAUUUUUGACGUUUCUGCAGGGAUAGCGAGACCACUAUUGAUUAAGGAAUAUGCCAAAAAAGAAAAAGUCAUUGAGAAAAAUUGGACCCCUUUAAUAGUUGAUGACCAGCAUAUUUUUUUCAUUUAUAAUUACAAGAAUUUACAAGUUAUAGACUGCAGUUUAGAAAACAAGAUAUGCAAAAAAGUUAGAGGAACUUACGAUCAUGCCCCGAGCUCUAUCAAAGGUGGUUCUCCAUACGUCCGGUUUGCUGAUACCAAUUAUUUUGUCUCCUUUAUAUUUACAAAUGUCGUCACCGAAGCUCCUGAAAUUUCAUGCAAGCCUUAUCGCCCUGCCUUGUCUAUAAUCGAGUUUAUUCCUGGCGACAAGCCAGAUUUUAAGCUAAUUUACACGAGUGAGCCUAUUGAUUUUCAAAAUAAAGUGUUUUUGUCUCCAGUGUCCAAGCAUAAAUCAAUCAAGGAAAUUCUCGACUGUAAUUUUGCAAGGGUUUUAAUGGUCCAUUCUAUAUCAAAGUGAGACUAUGCGGAUGAUAUAGUCGAUUUAACUCUGUCUAUAAAUGACUCGGUACCUUUAGCUAUAAGAGUGACGGGGAUGACUGAUAUGGUUAGAUACAUUAUCAAUAUGUAUGACUAUGGGAGGCUUGAAGAAAAAGAAGACUGCGCCAUAUUAAUGUCCUUUAGUUACCACAAACAGUUGUGGCCUAGGAAUCUUUUUAAAAUGAAUAAAUAUAGUUAG
Molecule: messenger RNA, 1317 nt
Organism: Blepharisma stoltei
Lineage: Eukaryota; Ciliophora; Heterotrichea; Heterotrichida; Blepharismidae
Source: the annotation of a GenBank genome assembly